AUGGAAAGCGUACGCAGCUCACUCGCAGCGCACCUUCCAAAACGGGGAGGUCGUUUUCAUGAACCACCGGGCCAGUGGAAACAGUCCAUUCAGUUUCUCGACAGCGAUUAUUUAUUGACAGACGCAUACGAAAGCGUUUUGAGUGAAUCUCUGACAUGCGCUCUUCGAAGCUUUGAGAAGAAGACUGAACAAGCCGUCGGAGACACCCACAAGUCAGUGCUAUCUCGCCCAAUUCAGUUGCGCCUGCUCUGGGAGCUACAAACCGAGUUUCAACGUCUUGCAAACGAUGUACGAAAGCCACAACAAAUAUCUUCCAUGAUUGCAUGCAUACUUGCCUUCCCGUCGCUCACUUUCACGUCAAAACUUCUCAAAAGAAUUUCAACGCGUACUUCCAGACUUAGCCGAAGCGCGACUAAUGUAGAAUUUCACUCCACACGAGAAGUGUUCAUCAGGCCGGUUUGUGCUCCUCAAAAUUUCUACCUCGUCGUCUCUGUGAUCUGCGGAAGAAAUACGCCUGCUUCCGUGUCUGUUCAGCUAGCUCGUGAGGACUGCACUAGCGACAACUACUUCGACUGGGAAGCCUGGCGAGAUGCGUUCAAUGGACGGUUGCGCGGAUUGAAAGGAUGGCAGAAGGCACAAGGGAUGAGCGUUUUUGAGGAAUGCACUACGUAUGCAAGCAUCAGAAGGAGCAUUGAGAGGUGGAAACUUCCUGAUCCCCGAACUGGUUCACAGCUUCGAAUAUGGGCUGGCUGGCUGCCGCAUCGCCCCGUCAUCGCCAAAUACGAGCUUGGCACGGAAGGUCUCAUCCGGCAAUACGCCAUAUCCGGGAAUGGCGCUGAAGAAGGGAAACCGAUCGAUUAUGCCAUCGCAAGUCGAGAAGAUUUGCGCUACUCGCUCGGGGCUGUGGAAGAACGAAUUUUUCAAGUACAAAGAAUCGAACGUGAAUCAAAAGGUGAAGAUAAACCACAUCCAAGACAUACUUCUGUUGUUGCAAAACCUGCAGACCAGUUCCUCGAGCAGGGAAAGAAAUUGUUGGACGGCAAAAAAGGCAAUAUUCCGCUUGCCCUUCAGUAUUUUGAGCUCGCUGCUAGAAAUGGAAACGUAGACGGUUUGCGAUAUGCAGUUGACCUUUUAAUGGACAAGACGUCGGGCCACGUCAACCUAAACAAGGCCCUUUUUCUGACAAAGCGCUUUGAUUGGAUGCUAGGAACACGGGAUUCCACUGUACAGGAGAGGGCGCAGGCAAUCGAAGAGAUCUAUCAAAAACUACUGACCCGCACUCGAAAUGCAUGUAGUGUUGUCCUUGGUUUUGCUGCAUUUGAGCUACAGCGCAUAGAGAGGAUGGAGUUCAACGGUGCCAUGAGUACCGGUGACGUGAUGAAUAUUCUUGCUCAAAGCUUUCGACAAUCCGGUCAUAUCGAAACGCUGCGGUAUAUAGUUAUCCUUUCCGUCCAUUCGGCCUGGCUCAGGGCAAAUAUCAAUCCUCUAGGUACCACGGAAUUGUUGCCAGUGACCAGUUGGGGUUCGUGGCUGAUAUCCUCAUCGAGCCAACGGGCCAUGCUGGGCAACAGGCACUUCAGAAGGGCGAGAGGAGGCCGCAGUUUGCUCGAGAUAUUUUUUUAUACUGCUGGAAAGAGCACAAGAGAUUGGGAAUGGCUUGACGCUGUCAUUCAACGUGACGAUAUAAUGCGAUAUAUCCGUGAAGAUGCCCUUGAAGAAAUAAUCCAGAAGAAAGACAAAGGAGCACCAGAACGGAACAAGAGCAUUCUUCGACUACUUCGUCGGGCUCUAAAGGAUUAUCGUAGCUCUGCGAAGGCCAGUAUUCUUUUGGGUGAGAUAUAUGAGAACGGAGUUGUAGGGAUAGACCCAUCUUUGCAGUCAGCGAUAGAGGUGUAUGGAGAAGGAGCCCGACAAGCAAAUCUUGAAGCGACCGAGAGGCUUGGCGCAAUUUUAAAACGACUUCCGCAAGAAAAUCAGAGUUGCCGAUUCAAAAUUCUAGAAGCACUACGUGAAAGCGAGAGCCCAAAAAAUGCAAGAGCAAGCUUCGUUCUGGGAGAUUGGUAUGAGCAUGGAUUAGGUGGUGUCCAAACUGAUCUCCAUCAGGCCAUACAGUUAUACGGGAAGGCAGCCAAGUUACACGACAAGUUGGCGGCAGAGAGGCUCGGCGACAUAGUACGUCAGGACUGGACCGAGACUGAUGGAGCGCAUCAAAGCGCUCUGAAGUUACUACAAGAAGCUGCUCGCGAUAGAGACGAGAAUUCUGCUUUAAUUUUGGGCGGAAUCUAUGAAGCCGGGUUGAAAGGCUUGGUUCGAGAUUGUGGCAGAGCGGUUGAGCUAUAUCAUAUCGGGCUUGAUCAGGGGAAUUACGAGUCAUCGGAACGAUUACGGAUAAUCGCCCAAAGCAAAGCCGUAGAGUGCAUGGUGCUUAGACACCAAAUCAUCGAGAGGUUGUACGAUUCUGUCCUAGAGGGGAAUGCGCAGGCGGCCCGGGUACUGGGGAAUUUGUGUGAGAACGGUUUGGAUAUUGUGGCAUCCAAUGAGACGGCAUUGUCGCAACUUUGCGCGAUGAAGUUUUACGAUAGCUACGUGAUUCGCCUCCUUGGCAGCGUGGCCAUGCGAAAGGAAAGUAAGGCUUUACCCAUCAUGCAGGAAAUUCUUCAAGCUCUGUUCGGAGCGGCGGAGUUGGGUAUAUCUGAUGCGGCGGUCGCACUCGCUAACAUUAAAGAGGAGGAAAAGAACAUUGCUGACGCUGUUGAGGUGCUUGGGAUCGCGGCAGUGUCCGAAGGUGAUGUUACGUCAAUUUCCCGGCUUGGGAAAAUGGCCCUUGAGCACAAUGGAAGUGUAAAGGCACGGGUGAUGCAGAUUCUGCAUGAGGCAUCUGAUCUUGAUCAUAUACACGCAAUUGCAGUUCAAGCUCUCGUCUUGCAAAAGAGUGCCAAAGGAGACGUCAAGACUCGUUAUAUGUCAAAAGCAGUCGAGUUUUUCGCCAAGGCUGCUCAUACCGGACACGAUGGUGCGGUUGUAUUGCUUCGCAACAUUGCAUUUAGUCACUGCGGAGACGAACAUGGACGAAUAGCAUUGGAAAAUCUGAUCGAUGUUGCAUGGCGCGAAGGUUGCUCUGAAACCUGCGCAACUCAAGCUCUGGAUGCUGUUGGGUAUGUACUGGAUACGUCACAAUGCAGCAAUUCGGAAAAUGCAGCAGCUUCUCUCGAUUUGUUCCAAGAAGUCUCGGGGAGGGUAUACAGUCACCAAUACUCAAGUUUUCAUCAACUAGAAGUUGCUUUUAGUGCGGCAAGAGGACUGAAAGCUCUAACGACCAGCGGGCGCUCAACCAAAGAUAUAAAAGAACAAGCAAGAUUGAGACUUCAAGAGUACGCUGAAGAUGGUCGAGAAGGCCCAAUGGAGUUCUUUGCUGGAUGUCUUCUGAAUGAAGUGCCCAUGGACGAGGAGAAUAUGCCAGAAGUGGUCUCACAUAGUUCGGAGACCAGGAACGUGGAGGCAAGGAACGUGGGGAAAAGGAACGUGAAGGCGCAGAAGGCGCUUCAGUUGUAUGCAGAUUUGAUCAAAAUGGAACGUGCCAAGACAUCGCGUCGCGGUUUGGGGCACGAUGAAAAGGCAACGCGUAUUGGAGAAGCGGAAAUCAAGGGAAUGAGACGAGGGGUUGCACUACUGGAAUCCCCUGGUUUAACGUCCGAGCAAGAUGCAGGUCUGCGGGACCAAUUGCUGAAGAGAUGCAACAUACUGGAAACUAAAGUGAAAGGCCAUCGAGCGCACUUGAGAAACUUAGCAAACAUAUUGGAAUGGCACUGACGUCUUGGACGACUUUUCGUUUAAUCAGUGUUAUUUAUUUAUAUUGUAAAGUAUACUGUACAUUCGCGUCAUCAUACUCGUACGAGCCGUACUUGCGCGGCAUCGACAAGAGUACAAGAUGUACCUCAACGCGAUCAUAGCAGUCGAUUCCCA
Messenger RNA from Chondrus crispus (carragheen), 3963 nucleotides. RefSeq names its product Sel1-repeat containing protein. Lineage: Eukaryota; Rhodophyta; Florideophyceae; Gigartinales; Gigartinaceae. The transcript has 2 exons. Gene Ontology annotation, molecular function: protein binding. The record is from RefSeq and is a predicted model, not a curated record. The coding region runs from base 1 to 3810 and encodes 1269 amino acids.